ACCUGUUAGCAAUUUGGCGGUUAUUUGGCGACCUGUGCCAGUCCGUCUCAUCGUUUUUACUCGCUUCCUUUCAAGAAGAUUUGAACACCGCUUCAACAUGAGUCGUAGCCUAGAAAAGAUAAAUUAUGAGGAUCACCCUCAAGAUGGAGAAAGAGGAGAGGAAGCAGCAGUGUUUGAGGAAUAUGUACAAUCUGUAUUCGCUGAAUUUGGAGGCACACUUCUGUAUACGUUCGUUGCAUGUAUGGCUGUCACUACAGAAAAUCUAGUUGCCAUUGCUUUUGCCGAAGGACUGACCAUUGCUGUACUGUGUUCUGCAUUUCUGAAAAUCAGUGGAGGACAUUUCAAUCCAGCAUUAACAUUCGCAGUGUGUGUUUCCGGAGGUUUAAAUCCCGUCUUGGCUGCCAUUUACUUAAUCGUACAACUAAUUGGGGCCAUGAUUGGUGCAGCAUUUGUGAAGGCUGUGGUAUUGAAUAUUUCAUAUGACGAUAUCGACGGUGGCGUGAACAAACUGCGAGGAAGCAUUCCAUACGAUCCGUACGAUCUGGAACAUGAACUAGACGUCACCGGUGGAACGGCCGUUGUUGUUGAAAUCCUUAUCUCUCUCAUGAUAUUUUCAGCAUAUAUGAAUGCAAACGUUGAUUACAAGAGCAAACAAAUGUCAGGCCCCUUGGCGUACGGGUUCUCAGUCACCGCCGGCAUAUUGUCUUGCUUCUUUGCCUCCGGUGCUUCAUUCAACCCAGCCCGCUCGUUUGGUGCAGCCAUAUGCUCAGGUUAUUGGAACGAACAUUAUAUUUACUGGGCGGGACCUUUCUGUGGUGCGAUUUUCUCUGGUCUUUUCUACAGACUCAUAUUAGGUGACAGCAAGAGGAGGUUGGUUGCCCGUGAUUGAUAGAUUUUCCAAAACGAUGUCAUGUGACUGUUUUUACCGACUCUUAUUGGCUAUUUUGCUGAUAAUUUAAUGCACCUCGUUUUUAUACCGCGCCUUUGUUUAUCUAGUAAUAUUAACGAAAUUAACUUAGCUAGGCUUUUACUGGUAUUGGAUUAUUAUAGAGUACUGUAUGUGCUAAUUGACUUAAAAGCGAUAAAUGAAAAUACAUACAUACAUUAGAUAAUAUUAAGAAGAUAGAUUUCACUAAGGAGCUAAAUAAUUUUCUGCAUAUUGUCUGUGAUAACACUUGUCUACACCCAGUACAGCGUUGUAGAAUGGUAUGAAUAUGAUGAUUAACCAGACGAACAUUAACAAUGUAUAUUAUAUGUUGAAAUAGGUGUAGAGCAAACUGAUAUUUAUCUUACAAGUAUGGCUACCAUUACAAUUGCCAUUACAAAUAAUUUGAUAGUGAAAUUACGAUAAGAGCAGAAGUUCGGAAUAUUAUAAAAAUUAUUUAUAAAUCACAGUACAGUGAGAAAGUGUUACUUUAACAGCGAUUCGAUUCUCAUUAACUGUAAAAUUAUAUAAGACACAAAAUAAUCAUUUCAUUCAACAUUUUUUAUUAAUACUGCGAUAUCAAUACUUUCUCUCGCGAGAUCACACGCCACCGUGUGCUGGCGCACUUUGUAAUAUUCGUUGCAUUUCGUAAUAAAAAUUGUCACAGUUGUAGUAACG
Anneissia japonica is the source of this 1603-nucleotide messenger RNA. Its product is annotated as aquaporin-8-like. The record is from RefSeq and is a predicted model, not a curated record. The coding region runs from base 98 to 889 and encodes 263 amino acids. NCBI's taxonomy places the organism in Eukaryota, Metazoa, Echinodermata, Crinoidea, Comatulida, Comatulidae. Gene Ontology annotation, biological process: transmembrane transport. Gene Ontology annotation, molecular function: water channel activity. Gene Ontology annotation, cellular component: plasma membrane. The transcript is spliced from 5 exons.